Molecule: messenger RNA, 2183 nt
Organism: Hibiscus syriacus
Lineage: Eukaryota; Viridiplantae; Streptophyta; Magnoliopsida; Malvales; Malvaceae
Product: exocyst complex component EXO70B1-like
Exons: 1
Coding region: 70-1986 (638 amino acids)
Biological process (GO): exocytosis
Cellular component (GO): exocyst
Molecular function (GO): phosphatidylinositol-4,5-bisphosphate binding
Source: RefSeq, a predicted model, not a curated record
UUUGUUUGGGCUCUGAAUCAGAGUUAGAAAGAGAUAAAGAAGAGAAUCAAGGAGAUACUUACUUUGCCUAUGGCUGACAACGGUGAGGAGAAGCUGCUUGCGGUGGCUAGGCAUAUAGCCAAGACGCUGGGCCAGAACGACACCAUGGCCGACGAUAUUUUGCAGAUCUUCUCCAACUUCGACGGCAGGUUUUCUCGCGAGAAGCUCUCUGAGAAUAUGGUUGACGGCAACAAUCCUCGUGGCUGCGCCGUCCUCGACCGAGCUCUUCAUUCCUUGGACCGUCAGAUCUCCCAAUACGUGGCGCUUGAUCACCCCAUCUGGGCUCACUCCGCCGAUUCCUCUGCCUUCCUUGACGCUAUUGACGAAUUGAUUCGUACGAUUAGGGACUGGAGCCCCAUGGCCGCCGAGAAAUCAGUUGGCGCUUGCCUUGCACGCGCCGACGACCUUAUGCAACAGGCCAUGUUCCGCGUCGAGGAUGAGUUCAGGUCUCUUAUGGACCGAGGCGCUGAUUCGUUUGAACUGGGUCGGAACAACCACGAGUCAACCGGGAACUUAUCAUUCGAUUCUGACGAUGACAACGAAGAAAACGAGGAAGGUCUUCUUCACAACGGUGCAGCUCUUGAUCAUCAGAUCCCUGUAGCCCAACCGGUAACGGACUAUGACAUCGUAAUCGAUGCCCUUCCUUCGGGGACUAUUAACGACCUUCACGAGAUCGCCAAGCGCAUGGUAGCGGCAGGGUUCGGUAAAGAGUGCUCUCACGUUUACAGCACCUGCCGCAGAGAGUUCCUCGAAGAGAGCAUCUCGAGGCUAGGAUUACAGAAAUUGAGCAUCGAUGAAGUCCAAAAAAUGCCCUGGCAGGAACUGGAAGAUGAGAUUGAACGCUGGAUCAAAGCUGCUAACGUUUCCCUCCGUAUCCUCUUCCCGAGCGAACGCCGGUUAUGUGAUCGCAUCUUUUUCGGAUUCUCCUCAGCUGCUGAUCUCUCCUUCAUGGAAGUCUGCCGUGGCUCCACCAUUCAGUUACUUAAUUUCGCUGACGCCAUUGCUAUAGGAAGUCGAUCGCCCGAGAGGCUUUUCAAAGUUCUUGAUGUGUUCGAGACUAUGCGAGACUUGAUGCCUGAAUUCGAUUCUGUAUUCUCUGAUCAAUACUGUUUGGUUCUUAGAAACGAAGCCAUUACCAUUUGGAAGAGAUUGGGAGAAGCAAUUAGAGGGAUAUUCAUGGAAUUAGAGAAUUUGAUUCGGCGAGACCCCGCUAAGGCAGCUGUUCCUGGCGGUGGACUCCAUCCAAUCACUCGAUAUGUAAUGAACUAUCUCCGUGCAGCUUGUCGUUCACGACAGACAUUAGAACAAGUUUUUGACGAAAGUAAUGUGGUCGUUCCAUCGCUUGAUGAUAGACGUGUGUCUUCAUCAUCAAUGUCAGUUCAGAUGGCAUGGAUUAUGGAGCUUUUGGAGAGUAAUUUGGAGAUGAAGUCCAGGAUUUAUAGAGACUCUGCUUUGUGCUCCAUUUUUAUGAUGAACAAUGGAAGAUACAUCGUACAAAAAGUGAAGGAUAGUGAGUUGGAGUCACUUUUGGGUGAUGAUUGGAUCCGAAAACACAAUGCCAAAGUCCGGCAAUAUUGUACGAAUUAUCAAAGAAGUUCAUGGAACAAGAUUUUGGGUACGUUAAAGCUCGACAAUUCCUCUUUAGCUUCGAAUGCAAUUGCCAAGUCCAUGAAAGAGAAGAUCAAGUCAUUCAAUUCUCAAUUCGAUGAUGUAUGUAAAACACAGUCAUCAUGGGUUGUAUUCGACGAGCAGCUGAGAGAAGAGAUGAGGAUUUCAGUGUCUAGACUUCUAUUACCAGCUUAUAGAAACUUCAUCGGGAGGCUCCAAUGUAUCCCUGAAAUAGGGAGGAACGUCGAUAGGCUUAUCAGGUACGGUCCAGAGGAUAUUGAGGCCAGGAUUAACGAGCUGUUUGAAGGCGGCAACGGAUCAUCCGGUGGAAGGAAGUAGUAGCUGAUGCAACUUCAGGGUUCUUGUGUGGGUAUGUGUUAUGCAUUUUAGCACACUAUUUCGGCUUAUAUUUGCGAAUCAUAAUCCUGCGGUCUUGUCCUUUUUUUUGUAUAUAGGGAAUCUGAUCAUACAUGAGAUAUUAUCAUUUGUUGUAUGAACUGUGUAGAAUCCUUAUAACAUGUAUUUUUCUUUCUUUA